CACUUGGCUCACAGCUUCGCGAAGUCCUGAGUUUAUGCCUACUUUAUGGAUGUAUUUUUGUUCCGCGGAACUGGUCACGUUUCCCCCGCGGCGUCAAAACGACCCCGGAAACUUCCGGUCCAAGCAAGAAGCCAUGCAGCGUCUCUCUUCUGUCAACAUAGUUUGCUUUCUGUCCGAGCUUUAGCUUCUGCCCUGAAGAAAGAUGGCGACGGUCCACUUCCUGUUCGGCGAUUCUUCCUUCAGGAAACAUGGUACCUCUUAGUAACCAUCCAUGAUCCCUGCGCAUAGCCUUAAUGGAUGCCAGAGAUAAGCAGGUCCUGCGCUCGUUGCGCUUGGAUCUGUGUGCAGAACUGCUGGUGGAAGGCCUUGUCAUGCAGUACCUUUACCAAGAAGGUAUCCUAACUGAAAGUGAUGUGCAAGAAAUAAGAGCCCAAGUCACCAAUCAGAGGAAAACCAUGAUGCUUCUUGACAUCCUACCUGCCAGAGGCCCCAAGGCAUUUGAAACCUUUUUAGAAUCCUUACAAGAAUUCCCAUGGGUGAAAGACAAGCUUGAGGCAAAGCGUAAUGAAGUGAUGCUGGUGGCACCCACUGAUGAUGAAAUACCUGGGAUUUUGCAGCACACUUUGAAAAACCCACCAACAGAUCAGCAGAUUAACAAACUUGCUAGAGGACUUGGACCUGAAUGGGAGUACAUUGUGUUGUCUCUGGGCUUGACACAAACCGACAUUUAUCGUUGCAAAGCCAAUCAUCCCUACAAUAUUCAGUCACAGAUUACAGAGACUAUCGAUGAGCAUCAGCUCUGGCUGAAGGAUUAAUACUUAAGGUGCAAGAGAAAUGGCAGGGUUUUGCCUAUAAAGUCCUAUCAUGGAAAUGUCAGAUGAAAUAUAUGUGUGGGAUGUUUCUAUACAUGCCUUUGAGUUGCCUGUUAACUUAUGGUGAUUCCAUGAAAUUCAUUAGGUUUUCUUUGGCAAAGAUUGCUCAGAAGUGGUUCAACUUGUUUCUUCCUUUGAAAUAGACUAUACAAUACCGGGUAUUCAUUGUCAGUCACCUAUGGGCUGGUCCUGCUUAGCUUCUAUGGCAGUGGUUCUCAACCUGUGGGUCCCCAGGUGUUUUGGCCUAUGACUCCCAGAAAUCCCAGCCAGUUUACCAGCUGUUAGGAUUUCUGAGAGUGAAACAUCUGGGGACCCACAGGUUGAGAACCACUGUACUAUGGGAUCUGAUGCCUUUGGUAUAUCUAGCCCAUAUGUCUGGUAGCUUGUGCAUAUUUAAUGCCAUGGCUGGAACUGCCUAAAAGAAAGAAAAUACUAAAAAAUGAAAAUGAGUUUUAAAGUAUUAGAAAGUAAAGCAUCAAGCACAUUAGAAAAAUGUUCCAAAGGGCUAAAUUAUCUUCAAUCCGUUUUUAAUUUAUUCUUGUAAGCCUUCCACUUUAACUGCCAUGUCAACAACACAUGGAAUACUAAGAUUUACAGUUUAGGGAGAGAUACUUAGAAUACUCAGCUAGUGACCAUUAGUGCCUUGUUUAAUUUAACAAAUGUUGCGAUGACAGUUAAAAUAUAGCAUGGUCUCCUAUGGCAAGGGCUUUCCAUCCCUUUUUUCAGUUUCUGUUCUUAGAGGUGUCAAAAAUCAGAAAGGCUCAGGAGGGGACUUCACUACCUCAUGAUGUUUGUUGGGGGCAUUAUAUAGGGGAAAGAGUAUUGUAGGCACACUUCUUCUUCCUGAAGGGCGUGAACAUUGCAUAUGUGAUGAAAUGUAAACAUGGAAGAGCAGUUAAUCAUUAAUAGAUGCCAUAUGUUCACCCUGAGGUGCAACACUUUUUAUAGAACUGAGUGGGUACAGACCUUCCUCCCCUGUAGUUUACUUUUGAAAAGUAGGGUUUUAAAUCUCUCUGCUUUCUCACAAUUACAUUCGAUUAUUUAAAUGUGGAGCCUCCGGUGGCACAACGGGUUAAAUCUCUGAGCUGCUGAACUUUCUGACUGAAAGGUUGCCAGUUCGAAUGCAGAGAGAGGGUGAGCUCCCGCUGUUAGUCCCAGCUUCUGCCAACCUAGCAGCUGAAAAAUAUGCAAAUGUGAGUAGAUCAAUAAAUAUCACUCCAACGGAUAGGUAAUGGUGCUCUAUGCAGUCAUGCUGGCCACGUGACAUUGGAGAUGUCUACGGACAACGCUGGCUCUUCGGCUUAGAAAUGGAAAUGGGCACCAACCCCCAGAGUCAGACACAACUAGGCUUAAUGUCAGAGGAAAACUUUUACCAUUAUUUAAAUGUGAGCUUAAUUUGAACUGUACAAAAGCCACAACACAGAAAUAAUCACUUCCAUAUAUACCUUUGUGACAGUCUUAGGAAUGUUCCGGUAUAAGUGGAGUAUCUGAAUCCUUCAAAAAGCUGCUUUGCUGGCAUCCCCACCCACCCCGCUUUGUAAAUAAAAUUAUGCCAAUGUGGUGCCAUGAGACUUCAGUAAUACUCAUUAGUAAUGCAGAGACCACUUUACUAUUUGAAUGGUAAUUAAUAGAACUGGUGGCAGCAUGUUAUCUUAUGAGUUUCAGAUUAGAAUUUACAGACGGGUCUUCUGCACUGUGUCAUAGAUCUAAAUUAUUGUGGAAUUAUUUAAUUACGUUGAAGUAAUAGACAUGGACAAUUAUGAGAUCGUUAUUAAACAUUAUGAUCAUCUUUUUUAAAGUUGGGGACUGUCUUAAAAAAACUCUGUCAUAUCUGUACAUAUUGGUGAAAUGUAUAACAUUAAAAGAAAAAUAAUUUGAGCCAUAAUUGAAAAGUCCCCUCCACGUUAAUUCACUAUUGUAACUGCUGUAUACAUGAAAUGUACAUGUAUCCAUAUUUCUCAGCUUGAAAAUAAUUUUUAGGCAAAAGGAUUGAUUUUUGUGUGGAAAAAGCACUUGCUAACAGAUUUACCUGAUUGAUUUAGCACAGAUAUAGAAUUCAGAUAAGAUGCAAAUAUAGAAUAAUGAUUACAUUAUUAAGGCAGCGGUGGCGCAAUGGGUUAAACCCUUGUUCUGCUGAACUGCUGACCUGAAGGUUGGCAAUUCAAAUCCGGGAGAUGGGGUGAGCUCCUGUCUGUCAGCCCUAGCUCCUGCCAACCUAGCAGUUCAAAAACAUGCAAAUGUGAGUAGAUAAAUAGAUACUGCUUCAGUGGGAAAAGGCAAAGAUAUGCUCCAAACAAUCUUGCUGGCCAGACAAGCAGGAGGUGACAAUAGAGAAAGCACCUCCCCAGAGCCAGAGAUGAGCACCGCCUCCAGAAGCCAGAAAUGAAAGGAGAGGCCUUUGCCUUUGUUUAUGUUUGUGUAUCUCAUUGUAUGUGAUUGUAAAGACAUUGAAUGUUUGCCUAUGUCUGCUGUGAAUGCUGUAAUCUGCUCUGAAUCCCCUAGGAGAGAAGGGCAGAAUAUAAAUAAAGUAUCAAAGACUGUGGACUCUUACCCACAAAAUCA
This is a messenger RNA of Anolis carolinensis (green anole), 3434 nucleotides long. It is a transcript of the gene cradd, whose product is annotated as CASP2 and RIPK1 domain containing adaptor with death domain. The transcript is spliced from 5 exons. Bases 294 to 815 code for a protein of 173 amino acids. Gene Ontology annotation, cellular component: cytoplasm. Gene Ontology annotation, molecular function: protease binding; death domain binding. The record is from RefSeq and is a predicted model, not a curated record. NCBI's taxonomy places the organism in Eukaryota, Metazoa, Chordata, Lepidosauria, Squamata, Anolidae. Gene Ontology annotation, biological process: cellular response to mechanical stimulus; positive regulation of apoptotic signaling pathway.